This is a messenger RNA of Acaromyces ingoldii, 1217 nucleotides long. RefSeq lists its product as hypothetical. The record is from RefSeq and is a predicted model, not a curated record. Bases 161 to 1141 code for a protein of 326 amino acids. The transcript has a single exon. Lineage: Eukaryota; Fungi; Basidiomycota; Exobasidiomycetes; Exobasidiales; Cryptobasidiaceae.
CCGACAUGAAGAACAAGAUACUGUCCUCCUCUCGACCUCUGUUUAAAAGCAAGCCAGCGCAGAGCAUGAGGGUGUCUUCCUCCCUCACGCUCACUUAAAGUUUAAAAUGUCAGCCUUGCCGCUCGUCGCGACGCAGCAGCCAAAGCGCACGGGUCCCCUCAUGGAUCUCCUCGGACACCUCGUCGAAGCGUGGGACGCUGUGUCCUUCUUUCUCGCCUUGUACCUCGUCGACAUCAUCACUUUUGGCAGACCCGUCUCUCCGCCCUCUGGCAAGAGCGAAGGUUUCUUUGGAGCUGGACAACACCCCUCGGACAGCCAUUUUGGUCUGCAUGCGCGCAGUCGAAGCUACGAUGAACCCAGCUCGCCGAGACCCUCGGCGGCGCGCCCAAGUAAAGAUGCGAACUUCACCAGUUCCUCACCAACAUUGAUGCAGUACGACGUGCCGAGGUCGUCCUCGCCCCGCUCGAUGCGCUCCUUUUCCUCGUCAUCGGAUGAAGACGACGAAAAGAAGCACACGCACCUCCCCCGCCAUUUCCACCGUUCUGCGGACCAGUCGCGCGCCGAAGCCCGGCUGCAUCUGCAUCCGCAUCCGACGUCAACAUCGCAGCACGCUCUGCCGCACUCGAUGCUCCCGAUGCAACCAAGGCGGUCGUCCUUCUGGAGCGACAAGACGCGGAGAGAGUCAGUGCGGCGACGAUCAAGCGCGAGCUCUGGCCACGCGUCGUACCCAUCAACGAACCUCGACGUGGAAUCGCGCAGGCAGGCCUCGCUCACAUCAUCUCAGGACGGACGCACGAGCCCGACAGUCGGCCGAACGCCCCGAGCAGACAAUGGUCUGCACCACAAUCAAAAGGAGGUGCUCAGGCUGCAGGUCGAGAAGGCGCUUCGAUGGCAACCGAUCGUGAAACUCUUGCUCGUGGCGCUGCCUCUCACCGUGUUGUUUGUCGUGGGACUGUACGUGUGGACGCCAAGGCCAUUGCCAUUGCCGUCAUGGCUCAUCGACAUCGCGAAUGUGCCGUUGGGCGACUGGGUCAGAUGGGCGAGGAUGAAUAUUCCAGCGAGGGGGCAGGGUCUCCAGCUGCUCCAAACUCUCCUCGCUUCGGCUUCGCAGACAUGGAGAAAAGUAGUCGGGCGACUUUGAUGGAUCCUGGGGCUUCACUCAUGUAUCAUUGCUUUUUGUGUUGUAUACCCUAUCGUACUAAUGACAAUUACCGUAG